UCCUUCCUCGUUCCCUCCUUCCGCCAACGCAGAUACGCGGACCAACUACUACUGUACGCCCUGUGGAAUAAAACUACUCUCUCCCUGUUUCUAUUUUUCGCCGGAAUAUUUUAAAUGGACCCCAACCGCCGGCCAACUAAACCACCGCGUUCCCCCUCCGCGCAAGGUGGCCUCCACCAAAGGCAAGCUGUAGCCGACGACCGCUCUCCAUCUCCCACUCCGAAAGCGUCGGACGCCCUUCCGCUGCCACUGUAUCUUACUAAUGCAAUUUUCUUCACGCUGUUCUUCUCGGUGGCAUAUUACCUUCUCCACCGGUGGCGUGACAAGAUCCGCAACUCUACUCCCCUCCACAUCGUUACCCUCUCUGAGAUUGCCGCCAUUGUCUCCCUCAUUGCUUCCUUCAUUUAUCUCCUCGGAUUCUUUGGAAUCGAUUUUGUUCAAUCAUUUAUUGCACGCGCCUCCCAUGAUGCGUGGGACCUCGACGAUACGGAUCCCGCCUACCUUAUCAACGAAGAUCACCGUCUCGUUACGUGCCCUCCCGCAACUAUCGCUACCAUUACCACCGGACCUCCCAAAUUGCCGCCUCCGGAUCUCAUAGUCGCACCUUUAGCCUCGGAGGAUGACGAAAACAUCGUCAAAUCCGUCGUGAAUGGAACGAUUCCUUCCUAUUCUCUGGAAUCAAAGCUCGGGGAUUGCAAACGAGCGGCAACAAUUCGACGCGAGGCUUUGCAAAGGACGACAGGAAGGUCGCUGGAUGGUUUACCAGUGGAUGGGUUCGAUUACGAGUCGAUUCUAGGGCAGUGCUGUGAAAUGCCAGUCGGAUACGUGCAGAUUCCAGUAGGAAUUGCGGGACCGCUAUUGCUAGACGGACGCGAGUACUCUGUUCCGAUGGCGACUACGGAGGGUUGUUUGGUGGCGAGCACCAAUAGAGGGUGUAAGGCGAUCUACUUGUCAGGUGGGGCUACCAGCGUGUUGUUGAAAGAUUGCAUGACAAGAGCGCCUGUUGUUCGUUUUGAAUCAGUGACAAGAGCUGCAGAUUUGAAGUUCUUUUUGGAGAAUCCUGAAAAUUUUGACACCUUGGCCGUUGUCUUUAACAGGUCAAGUAGAUUUGCGAGGCUCCAAGGCGUUAAAUGUGCUAUUGCCGGCAAGAAUGUUUAUGUAAGAUUUAGUUGCAGCACUGGUGAUGCAAUGGGGAUGAACAUGGUUUCCAAAGGGGUGCAAAACGUUCUUGAAUUCCUUAAGAAUGAUUUCCCUGACAUGCGUCUUGCUGGCAUCUCAGGAAAUUAUUGUUCGGACAAGAAACCUGCUGCUGUAAACUGGAUUGAAGGAAGGGGCAAAUCAGUUGUUUGUGAGGCAAUUAUCAAGGAAGAGGUGGUGAAAAAUGUAUUAAAAACCAAUGUUGCUUCCCUAGUGGAGCUCAACAUGCUAAAAAAUCUUGCUGGUUCUGCUAUUGCUGGUGCUCUGGGUGGGUUUAAUGCUCAUGCAGGAAACAUUGUCUCUGCAAUCUUUAUUGCAACUGGCCAGGAUCCAGCACAGAAUAUUGAGAGUUCUCACUGCAUUACGAUGAUGGAAGCUGUUAAUGAUGGAAAGGAUCUCCAUGUCUCAGUGUCAAUGCCUUCCAUUGAGGUGGGUACAGUUGGAGGAGGAACUCAACUUGCAUCUCAGUCUGCUUGUCUAAAUUUGCUUGGGGUGAAGGGGGCAAGCAAAGAGUCACCAGGAUCAAACUCAAGGCUCCUUGCCACCAUAGUAGCUGGUUCAGUUUUGGCCGGUGAGCUGUCUCUGAUGUCUGCCAUUGCAGCUGGGCAGCUUGUCAACAGCCACAUGAAAUACAAUAGAUCCAGCAAAGAUGUAUCGAGAGUUGCAUCAUAAGUGGAAAGAAAGUGGUCCCAGCAAUGAAAAGGGUUUAGAAAUAAGAAGUGGAGGAGACUGGUUGUGGGAAGGUAAAAAAAGACAAAUGGGGAUCAAGAGAGAAAAAAAAAAAAAAAUCAAAGCGUUGGUGCCCCAUGUGAGAUUGCUUCUCUCAUUCAUAGCUGUAAAGUUGCUAUUAUAUUCAAGUGUUGAGACAGGGGAUUCAUGCUUUGACCCCUCCUCCAUUUGUGAGUAGUCGGUUAAAAAAAAAAAAAAAAAAAAAAAAA
Molecule: messenger RNA, 2135 nt
Organism: Jatropha curcas
Lineage: Eukaryota; Viridiplantae; Streptophyta; Magnoliopsida; Malpighiales; Euphorbiaceae
Gene: HMG1
Product: hydroxy methylglutaryl CoA reductase 1
Biological process (GO): sterol biosynthetic process; coenzyme A metabolic process; isoprenoid biosynthetic process
Cellular component (GO): endoplasmic reticulum membrane; peroxisomal membrane
Molecular function (GO): protein binding; hydroxymethylglutaryl-CoA reductase (NADPH) activity
Source: RefSeq, a predicted model, not a curated record